Messenger RNA from Epinephelus lanceolatus (giant grouper), 2504 nucleotides. RefSeq lists its product as uncharacterized. NCBI's taxonomy places the organism in Eukaryota, Metazoa, Chordata, Actinopteri, Perciformes, Serranidae. The record is from RefSeq and is a predicted model, not a curated record.
GUUAACAAAGAUGAAAGAAAAGUGCUGCCAGCUCAGGGAAUCUGUUGAAGUUUUGGAAUUAGAGAAGCAGAAUCUGCAGGAUCAGUGUCUGUGUCUGGAGUCUGAGGUUCUUGAGACGGAAGACAAGCAACACCUGCGAGAGGAAGAGCAUCAGAAACAAGAUGCAGCGAAAUUGAAGAGAAUCGAGGAGCUAAAAGCUGUGGCCUCACACUGGGCAGAGAAAUGGCAAAAGGUGGCUCUGACCCUGCAGUCCACGCAGAAAGAGUUAGACGAACUCAAAAAGAACAACUCCAAAGAUAAACUGCAAGCAGAAGCUGUGCGCCUGGCAACUGAGAUUGACAAACUCCACAAAGACGGCCAGAAAGACAAAGAGGAAAUUGAGAAACUGCGGCAACACAAAGCUAACAUGGAGACAGUGCUGACCAGAGCCAAGACUGAAUCAGACUCACUGCUGAGGGUUGAGCUUGAUGCAUGCAAACAAGAGCUGGAGCUGGAGAGGAGCAGGAGUCGGGCUCUGCUUCACAGACACAAAGAUAAAGGCGGUGAGGCCUCUGUGCACACUGAGGACACAGGGACACAAACAGACUUAUCAGAAUCCUCUUUGUUAUGGAAGCCACCAUCAGAUUCCCACAGCAGCCAAAACAAAACCCCACAGGUGUGUUUACAAAGCAGUGAGGUUCAAAGGCUGAAGCAAAAACUGUCAGACAGAGAGAAGGAACUGAGGGAAAAGGACAAAGCUUUGAAGAGUCUAGAGAGGUUGAGAGAGACAGAAAAACACGAGGCCCAACUCAAGAUUUCUGCUCUGAAACUCAAGGCCUCUGAAGAUGACCAAGAUAAAGGAGGCCUCGCAAAUGUCUCAACCACUGACUCACUGAGGGCCCCACUGGAAGAGAGCAGGAGGAGGGUGAAGCAGCAGCAGGAGGAAACUCCGACAGUGCAGAAGCUUCAAACACUGAGGCAGUGCUACCCGGUUAAAGAUGAGAAGCCAGCUGUCUGUCCAGUGAGUGUAGAGACGGACCAGCAGAGGAGGAUGAUCACUGAGCAGUUAAAGAGUCUGUUUAAGGAGCGAGAAGGAAAGGAGGUGGGAAAGAUCGACAACAGACCAGCAGCAGGUCAGACUGGAGCCUCCUCACUAAAAGACUGGUCCCACACAUCCAGAGCUGCCAGGAAUGCAGCGGACAGGAGGAGCUGGCAUCAGCAGGGCUCUGGUCUGAUGCCAGUGUUCGAGGAGGACGAGGAGGGCAGUGACUGGCCAGCAGGGGAGGAGGGAAAGCCGCCAGCAGAGGAGGCUCAAUCUGAGGAAAACUUCCACAAGCAAAGCCAACAGAUGUCAGCUAUGAACGCAGAAAUCUACAAUCUGAGGGCAAAAAAUGAGAAUCUGCUGCCAGCAACACUAAGGCCCAAACAGCCGACCCAGGACAAGUCUCCUCACAGUUCAGAUGAGACUGACCUGCCGCAGAAGACGCCACCUUUGCUCUGUCCUGACGGAAUAUUCAUGGCUGAGCUUGUAGAUAUCUGUAGCCCUGAUGAAGAUGAAGAGGAAGGAGAGGACAAAUGAGGUGUUCUAUUAAGACUCAUUCAGUUGAUACAGGGUGCUGCACCUGCCGUAUUUAUGCCUUAUAACUUAAACUGUAUGUUUGUUACUCAAAUGAAAUUUAAGGACUAAUUUACUUCAACAAUUUAAAGACAGAUUCUGCUAAGGCAGUUAUACUCACCUUGCUUUGCCUCGGGGCCACUUUUGCAAAAUGACAGGAGGCUAGGGGCCAGUUAAUGAAACAACAUUAAUAUUAAUUGCCUGUUUAUAACCUUUCGACCUUUGCUGUCCUCACCUAUCUUUGCCAGGAGGCAAAUCUAGCCACGGCAGCCCCACACAGGUCAGAUGUAAGUGGAAUUUGGGAAUAUUCAUGGCUCAGCCCCGAUCUCUUUCAGGAAGGCCAGGGGAUCGUCCUUAGCACUUUUAUUUUUGACAAACACGCUCUUUUUUUAUGCUUUUUUUGUGCACUCUGGCACCUUAUUUACAUUCGAGGUACAAAAAGAAAUCUCCAGUGUGAAUCAACUUAUUUUUAUUAUGGAUUACAAAAUGGUUGGUGGGCCAAACAGCACCCUAUCCCAGUCCAGAUUUUGCCCAUGUCCUGUAACCUGAGUAUCACUAUGCUGAGGUGAAUGCUCCAAACAAUAGUGUUAAUAAAAAUUCACCAAGCUACCUCAGGCAAAAGUGUGUUUUAUUUAUAUGACAUGAUAUAAUUCUUCACAUCAUUUAAACAUUCAGAAAAUCCCACAGCCAACAUUUUUAUCUUUAAAGAACAGUAAAAUUAUAAAAUGAACAUGAGGGAAGAUUAGGUACAUUUGUGUGUAUUACAUGUUCAAAUGAAUGACAACGUGUAUUUUAGUUACAAGGACUAAAUACUGGAAUAAUGCUUCAUUAUUUUUCAAUUAAGAUCAGUUCAUUUACCUUCAUGUUUUCCUUUGUUUACUAGAAGAGAACGAUUAUAAGAGACAAAUUG